AUGAGAACCGAGGCAAUAGGCGCCGAACAUGGAGACCAAGGUGGCACAUUAAAAUCGACAGAAACGAACACACACGUCGAAAAAGAUGAAACACAUGGUAACUUACUACACUAUUCACUAGCUUUUCUCAAAAUUAAAGACUAAUAAAGGGACAAUGCUCAGUCAGUUUGAGAAAUAACUUUUGGCACUCUGUUUUAUAUACAAGAUUGCUAUCAUGUCAACAAGUACGAUCGUAUUAUAGUUGACUAGGAACUGCGUGACAGAGUUCCAAUCUUGUGCAAAUCGUUAAACGUUCAAAACCUUCGAGAUUUUGUCUUAACGAAUAACUAGACAUGCACUUGUGAAACUAAUGAUUCUCGAAGUGUUGGCAGCGUAGACUGAGUUCACAUUUCACUAAAUGUUUUACUUUAAUUUGGUCAUGCAAGAUACUUUAUCCUGGCAAAAAUGUAUCUAGUGCCGUGUAUAAAUGAGGUGUAAAUCUGGACAAAGCAUAGAUAACUAAAUGCGCAGUUUUGAAAAGUAUUUCCUUUAAGCUUCGGAUACACGAGCAAUAUUUUUGCUGCCAUGGUUACGCAAUGGGUAAUAACAGCAUUGCGUUGCCGUCGCACAAGGUGGCUACACCUGCAAUAUUUCACCUGCAAUAUAUCGGUCUUCAUAACGCUUUUCAUUGGCUGGUCAAGAAACGUGUUAUUCAUCAACCUUGACCACACCUCCCAAUUUUCGGCAAUCAUUGCUGAAAAUCAACGAUUUCGGCAACGAUUGCGCACAGCUUUGCGUUGCCGUCGCAGAGCAUGAUACACAAUCAAUUUCUUUCUCGCGACGGCAAUGCAACGAUUUUACCACCAUUGCAUUGCCAUCGCCAGAAAAGUAUUGCCCGUGUAUCCGUAGCUUUAUCAUGCCGUGUAAACGGGGCUUAAGUUAAGGUAACAAAUUAUCUGAAUUGUUGCUAGGUUAAUAAUAGCUUCAUAACUACACGCUUGUGCUAAAAGCAAAUUGACAUGUCUUUGUUUUUACGGUUUGCGCUACUCUACGACUAUAAUCUAUAUGAAAAUACAAUGAUAGCCAGAUAGGAGUAUUACUCCUCUGCGCUUUGAGAAACUAUAAGCCAGAGUGUUAAAUUUAGUCAAACUUACUUAUAAUUAAUCGUUAUAAUUAGUCGUUCACAUUCAUGAGAAGCUUUAGACUAUUGCGAUUGUGUUCACAACAAUAGAGAAGACAAUGUCUUUCUGAUCGUUUGCGUUUGCUGAUAUACUUGCUGAAUAUUAAGUGAUAUGUAUAUAUUAUUUGCUACCAAUACAGUCAAGAAUUGCUUGUAUCUUGCCUCUGAAGUCAAAAAUGAAAAAUCUGACACCGUAAAUCGAUGCAAAAUAUUGCUUAGAAUAAUUAUGUCAAGUUUCAUUCCGAUCAAACAAGUAAUGACGGAGUCUUAGGGUUUUUUCAAAGAGCGUCGCCCCCUCGGCGGCGGCGGUGGCGGCGGCGACGACGACGACGACAACAACAACAACAACAACAAGAUUAGCAGCGAUUGGGGAUCAGUUCUUGGUCCAAAAAGUGGAAAAUAUUAGACUAGUGCAGCAGCGUGCACUGGAUAACAUCGAAUAGAAUGAUACACCUUUCUAAAGAGUGUGCGAUUUCAAGAGUACAGUGCACUAUUUGUUAAUUCAAAUGAUUUCAAAAUUAUUCUAGGAAGUUUGGUUAAACCAUAUUUAUCAUUACUGGGGAUUGCUACACGAAAAUAAGCAUGGUUAGAUGGUUGUUUUUAGUCCUAUUUUUGCCUAAGUAAUUUAACCAUGCCUGAAAAAGAACGUAAAACAUAUCAUAUGAUAGAAAUAAAAAUUGACAAAAUUGCUGCCAGUACGUGGAAGAAGAGUUCAAUAAAUCAAAUUGGGCAAGAACACAUAUAGUCAACAAAAUAUCUCUUUGUAGUCUUGAUUCAAUAACAUUGUAAUGUUGGUUAUGGACUUACAUGCAUGGUGGUGAUACAAAGCGAACGUAACAAGGCCAGAUUUCGUGCUCGACCAAUCUGCGCAUUUGUUUACAUUUUCGUUCUCAACUAAUCACAAUGCAGGAAACGAGAAAUUUACACCAAAGCGAGCUAGAAAAUAUUGCCGUCUUCUCGGGCUUCCGUGACAUUCAAUUUUAGCUUUUCUUUAAUUUAAAACCAAAAGAUUAUGACACAGCACAUUAAGUGCCGUGGGCAUUUUUGAAUUUCGACCAAGAACGGAAAAUAUUCAUGUUUGAAAUUUUUCCAAAUUUUUCCCUAUGUCGCGUAUACAAAUUUGAGUAAUCUAAUUUGACUGCAAUAAAACUAAAAAUUGCUAUAUUUUCUCUGCUUUACGUUUUUGUUGGAAAACUCUUUUUCGCUCUUGUUGAAAAUCGUUUUGGUCCAUGUACAUGGUUAGGGAUAUUUCAGAUCCGUCAGAGCACCUAGUCACCAGGCUUUUUCUGACACGGCCACAAAAUUCACUAUGGCGCCCAACAAGGAGUGGAAGUACUAAAUAUACUAUUAUUCAGUUUCUUCUUUAUUUUUCGAAAUACUUUUUUGGUAGAAAUACAAGAGAUGACAGGAAAUACCAGGUAUUUUAUUUUUAUCUGAAAAAAACUUUGACGCAGAAAAGAAUUUUUCUCAGUCAUGGAUUAUAAAAUGUAUAAUUUAUAGUAUAUACAACUGCUGAACAAUAGUUGUUCAAGUACUGAUACAGUGAUACUGCUGUCCGUGUUUAGCCUGCGUCGCAUACUUCAAAAAUGUGUUUUGAAGUAUGCGACGCUGACGCAGGCUAUCCGUGUUUGGGAUGUCAUUAGUUCAAAUACCUAGUUCGUUUGUUUUAAAUUACCAUUAUUGAAAAGAUUGUUCACCUCAAUUACCUGUGCAUAUAAAAUUGCUAUGUGCUUGUUUAUUUCUGCCAGGUAUAGGGUGUGAAACACUUGUCAGUCAGUCGGCAAAUUGUCUCCCAGUCAGCAAACAUGAAUUGGAUAGGAACGAACCAAAAUAUUUGUAUUUUAACCAUAUUUAUACAUUUAUAUACUCAUAGGCGUAUGGGAAGGGGGAAAUUAGGGGGGGAAGGAAAUUUGCCCGACUUUUCCCCAUUGUGCCUGACCUGUCAAAAACAAUUUUCGUGAAAACUGGUGGGGGGGGGGGGAGUCGUGGGAAGCAACAACAAAAAAUUUCAAAAUGUAUUAUAACUUUAUAUUUUCCCCCCAAUAUUGAGAGAAUUUCUCCUAUUUAUUUUUAGAAUAAUAUUGCCCAACUGUGGAGCGAACAUUGCCCGACUGGCCUAGCCUGCCCAACUAUUUAUAUAUAUGUAUAUAUAUAGAAAGAGACAAAAACUUAGCAAGCUUUGUUUGACAUAUUUAUUACUAUACAGUUUCGUACCACGUAAAUAACGUGGCACUCUUCAGAUAAAAUAGCCUAUGUUUGACCUCUAGCUUCUAACGAACUUUUUAAAUAUGUACAUGGUAAAGGAUGCUUAUCUAAUUACAGAUCAAUUAACACCUUAAGCAGUGUCACGAAAUAUUAGUAUCAAGUUAUAAAGUUUUUACGUAGAUAUUUAUUAGCGUGUCUACACGUGGAGACAAGUUCGUUCCGACGAUUAAGUGUUGCAAUGUCCGGUUUACAAAUAAUAAAAUACUUCUCCCAAAUACACAAGUUACAUCUCUUGGAUGCAUUACUGCAAGAUUUAGCACAUUUUAAAAUUUUCCAUCUGAUAGAGUAACUAAUGUUGUUCUUAAGAUUCCAGAUGUAUUUACUUAAUUCAGACAGCGCUUCUCAUAGUUAUUAAAUGAAGCUUUGUGAUUGGUGUAUCGGGUUUUGAAUUCAUGUGGCCUGGUAGAUAACAGAUUUUGCUAGACAAUUUUUUGACACAAACAUAUAUCCCCCUAUGUAAAAUUAUAUAAUUUUACAUAUAAGAUCCCCUCGACAGUGCCUGAAAAGCCUCCAGGUGUUAUAGAGUGAUUACGGUAAACAGAAACAGCAUCAUAUUUGGGAGGGACCAAACAUAAAAAGUAGUAUUGAUACCCUCGAUCUCUCCAACUUUAGAGAGGGUAUCAAUAUUUAGAAGCAAGGGGCUGAAAUUGAGAUUUUUGGAAAUUUUGAGAAAAAAUCCCUUAUUUCAAUCACACUGAGCAUUAAAAUUUCGGGAGGGGGUGCAAAUUUCUCUAGGUGGGGUGGGAACACUUGGGGGUGUGCAAAAUGUUUUGGGGGAUCCCCAGAAAAUCUGUCUAUUGCCAUGGCCCCCAGCAUAAUACAAUAUUGAAUGGGGUGAUUAGAGACCAAAAUCCAGGGGAUGGUCUGAGUUUAAAGCCACUUUCCAGGGGUAUCUGGCAAUGAAUUCCUAGGAAAUUCCAGGGAAGGGGUAUAUAAACUGAAUUCCAGGAGGUCACAUUUUAGAUUGUGAAAAGAUGUCCUCCCCCCCCCCCCCCCCCCUGUGAGGAAAAUAAAUGCAAUCUGCCAAUGUAUUGUAAAACACCAUUUCUCCUGUUUUACAAUUGUGACUUCCUAGGACUCCCUGGGAAAGUUUACCCUGGGCCCCGCACAACCCUUUGACACCCCUGGCUACACUAGCUUAUUUUAAUAAUGUAAAAAUAAAAUGGAUUAUCAAUUAAUGUCUGAUUUAUUAUUUGUGUUGAUCAUGUACUGAUGCAGUACAUGGAAUUUUCGAACGAAAAUUUAUAUACAUUGUUCUAGAUGGAAAUUUCGAACGAAAGUUUAUAUACAAUGUUAGGCGUAACUGGGAGCAGCUGGAACUUUAAGCCUUCUAAACAGGAAUCUGACCACUGAGCUACAGAGACCAGUUGCUGGGAAUUAAUCACAAGUUGCUGUGUAUCUAUUAAUUUGGUGAUGGGCUUACGUUAGGGCUUGUUUUUAAAUUUUGUCAUCUAUUUGGAGCAAUGAUGCUUGCUGCAGAAUAUUGAAUAUAAAUAAAAUUAACGACAGAUAUAAACUAUUAAUAUAGAUAUAAGAAAUUCUUAUCUGUGUCAAAUUCUUUUUUCAGAUAAAAAUAAGAUACCUAGUGUUUCCUGUCAUCUCUUCAUUCUCUUGUAUUUAUAAUAACAAAUAUUUCGAAGAAUAAAGAAGAAACGACAAUAGUAUAUUACUCCACUCCUUGUCAGGCGCCACAUUGAAUUUUGUGGCCGUGUCAGAAAAAGCCUGGUGACUAGGUGCUCUGACGGAUGUAUUGUUUCAUAACCUAGAAGAUAACGUGUUUAGAGAGACAAUGUUAUUGAUUUCCCGUAUGAAUGGGAUAUAUAUUUUUAAAUUAGGCGCUACAAACGCGUUAUCGUCUAGGUUUUGAAAUAAAACAUUGACCAAAAUAAUUUGCAAUAAGAAUGAAAAAGAGUUUUCCAACAAAAAAAAUUAAAAGUUAAAAAAAAUUUUAAAAAGUAAAGAAAAUUUUAGUUUCAUUGCAGUCAAAUUAGAUUACUCAAAUUUGUAUACGCGACAUAGGGAGAAAUUUCAAACAUGCAAUGGAUAUUUUCCGUUCUAGGUCGAAAUUUAAAAAUGCCCACAGCAAAGUUUUAGAUUUUAAUGUGCUGCAUCAUAAUCUUUUGGUUUUAAAUUAAAAAAGUUAAUAUUGAAUGUCACGGAAGCCCGAGAAGACGGCAAUAUUUUCUAGCUCGCUUGGUGUAAAUUUCUCGUUUCUUGCUUUGUAAUUAGCUGAGAACGAAGGCGUAAACAAAUGCGCUGAUUGGUCGAGCACAAACUCUGCCCUUGUUAGUGAACGUACGACUAAAGAGUGAGCAAAAUUGCAUGCAAGAACAUGUAAAAACUGUGAAUUGUGACUUUCAUGGGAUUUAAACGGCCAAUAACACACAUAAAAUAUCACAAUUUGUCAACAAGAUGUGUUCGCAACAGGCUUGUAGCAAGCUUGUCAACAAGUUGUAACAAUGUUGUUAUUUUAUCAGGUGCUACAAGGUUGUCACUCACAACUUGUUGACAAAUUGUUCAAUUGCAGGACGAUAAGAAGUUAUGUUGGAACAGCUUGUAACAAGUCUGUUGACAACUUGUCAGUAAGCUGGGAAUAAACAGUGCGAUCACAUCCUGUUGACAAUUUGUUGGAACAGGCGAACAGCAUUGCUAUAAGUCUGCUACAGAGUUAUUACAACGUGCGCGUUUUAAGGUGUGCAGUACCGCUCAUAUUGUACCGAAACUACAGUAAUUUCAUGCUUAGACUAAUAUCUUUCACCUUGCCGUUUUCAUUUUCCGUUCCUUAUUAGUGCUCUGAAAUAUAAUGAGUUUGUGUACAUGAGCAUUUUUUUUUUUUUCAAUAAGUCACUCGCCUUAGAGGAAGGUCCAUUGCUCGUUUAAUAUUUAAAGGCUUUUUUAAAUUCGUCAAACCAUCUUUCUUCCCUGCUGAAUAUCGAAUCCCUAGUUGGUAUUUAAUCUAUACAUACAGCUCCAUGAAUAACAACAGACGAAGAGCUCGUCAAUCAUGCCGUGCUAGUGGUCCGAGUGUCUUGAAAUUUAUGUGUAUACUUCAAAAUAUAAAUUGCCAUUUUAGGGACGAAACAACGAAUAUUAUCGAAACAGAAAGGUUUGACGACUGCGGAAGAACCAUCCAGGAUCAUUUUAGUUCCGAUUCCUGAACCCACGAUGCAACCAGCUCAACCUAAUCCAGCCGUACCAACCUCACCACCUAUACCACAACCUACACCACUUGUAAAUCCUGUACCAAAUGUACAACCGAAAACACCCAAACCAACAAACCCUGUGCAAGCGGUUUUAUAUCGUUCGAAUGUUCGAUGUGCACGAAAUUCCAUGCCAACGCCAAAACCCGCAAUACCUGCGCAACCUGCAAAAUCAGCUAGUUCUGUAAGGAAACCAAAACCUGGAUAA
Paramuricea clavata is the source of this 6832-nucleotide messenger RNA. NCBI's taxonomy places the organism in Eukaryota, Metazoa, Cnidaria, Anthozoa, Malacalcyonacea, Plexauridae. The record is from the annotation of a GenBank genome assembly.